Elephantulus edwardii (Cape elephant shrew) is the source of this 1020-nucleotide messenger RNA. RefSeq names its product G protein-coupled receptor 65 (gene GPR65). Gene Ontology annotation, biological process: G protein-coupled receptor signaling pathway. The record is from RefSeq and is a predicted model, not a curated record. Gene Ontology annotation, molecular function: G protein-coupled receptor activity. The coding region runs from base 1 to 1020 and encodes 339 amino acids. Gene Ontology annotation, cellular component: membrane. NCBI's taxonomy places the organism in Eukaryota, Metazoa, Chordata, Mammalia, Macroscelidea, Macroscelididae. The transcript has a single exon.
AUGAACAGUACAUGUAUUGAAGAACAGCAUGACCUGGACCACUAUCUGUUUCCAGUCAUUUACAUCUUCGUGUUCAUAACCAGCAUUCCAGCCAAUAUUGGAUCUCUGUGUGUGUCUUUUCUACAAGCAAAGAAGUCCAAUGAACUAGGGAUAUACCUUUUCAGCUUAUCACUCUCAGAUCUGCUGUAUGCAUUAACGCUUCCCCUGUGGAUAGAUUACACCUGGAACAGAGACAACUGGACUUACUCCAAAGCCCUGUGCAAAGUGAGCGCCUUCUUGAUGUACGUCAACUUUUACAGCAGCACAGCUUUCCUCACCUGCAUCGCUCUGGAUCGCUACCUGGCAGUUGUCUACCCACUGAAGUAUUCUUUCCUCAGGACCAGGAGAUGUGCCUUCCUGAUCAGCCUCUCAAUUUGGGCCUUGGAAACAGUCUUCAAUGCGGUCAUGCUGUGGGAAGAAGAAACCAGUGUUGAGUACUGUUACAACAAUAAGUCCAAUUUUACCCUCUGCUAUGACAAAUACCCUCUGGAAGAGUGGCAGAUUCGUCUCAACUUGUUUAGGACGUGUGCCGGCUAUGCAAUCCCUUUGGUCAUUAUCCUGUUUUGCAACCAGAAAGUCUACAAAGCGGUGAGGCACAAUCAGGCCACAGAAGACAAGGAAAAGAAGAGAAUUUUAAAACUCCUGGUGAUCAUUACACUGACUUUUAUCUUGUGCUUUACUCCCUUCCACGUUAUGGUGCUGGUUCGCAGUGUUUUGGAGCGUAAUGUGAGCUUUCAAGAUCCAUUUGCCCAAAGGUCUGGGAAGCAGACUUACAAAAUUUAUCGAAUCACAGUUGCUCUGACAAGUUUAAAUUGUGUCGCUGAUCCAAUUCUGUACUGUUUUUUAACUGAAACGGGGAGAUCGGAUCUGUGGAACGUACUAAAAUUCUGUAGCAGGAAACUUAAUAAAUCACAAAGCCAAAGAAAAAGUAUACUUUCCAUGUCUACAAAAGAUACUAUGGAACUGGAGGUCCUGGAAUAG